AUGAUACACAGCAAAGACGAAAUGUUCAUUAGUGUCUGUGAUGCGACUAAAUCAAGGAUCAUCGAAGGACUUCCAGUGAAUUUAAUCGAGGACUAUCCGUUUCAAGUAUCGUAUCAAUACGAUUCUCAACACGUUUGUGGAGGUUCCAUAUUAAAUAAACGUUAUGUUUUAAUGGCAGCUCAUUGUGUAGAACCUUGGGACGGCGAUCGAAGGAUGCCAGAGUAUAGCUCGAUACGAGUAGGAUCGCUUUCCUCUGUGUCCGACGGUGAGAUAUACGAAGUGGAAGAGUUGAUAGUCCAUCCUCUCUGGAAAAAAUAUGUUGGAAUUCCUUAUUGGGCUGAUCUUGCAUUGAUCAAAUUAAAAGAAGACAUAGAAUUCAGUGAAAAAAUUCAACCGACGAAGUUAGCUGAAGAAAAUGACGAUCUUCCAGACGGAUCCACUCUAACUUUGUUAGGAUGGGGUUUCGCAGAAUACGGAGACGGACCUCAUUUCACCGAGGAAUUUCUAUUAUCUACAAAAAUGAAAGUCUAUAACUUGGACGAAUGUCAGAGGGAAUAUAAGGAAUACCUUGCCACAUACGAUGAUUAUGAAGAUGAGCAUAUCAGAACAGCCGUUCUACCUAAUGAUAGAAUGAUAUGUUUGGUGGGCGAGGGUGAUUUUUGCAGCGGCGACUCUGGAGGACCAGUGGUCGAUGAAAAUAAUAUUCAAUUUGGUGUUUUAAGUUUUAAUCUGGAUUGUGGCACUGCAGCACCGGUGCCGAGCGGCAUGACGGAUGUGAGAAAAUGGAUAAAGUGGAUAAAAGAUAAAUCUGAAGAAUCGGAGAAUGGGAUUGAAACCCAACCGUCGCUUUACCCAUCCGUGCUUGAAGUAUAG
Molecule: messenger RNA, 873 nt
Organism: Trichogramma pretiosum
Lineage: Eukaryota; Metazoa; Arthropoda; Insecta; Hymenoptera; Trichogrammatidae
Product: chymotrypsin-1-like
Exons: 6
Coding region: 1-873 (290 amino acids)
Biological process (GO): proteolysis
Molecular function (GO): serine-type endopeptidase activity
Source: RefSeq, a predicted model, not a curated record